Mycena citricolor is the source of this 1128-nucleotide messenger RNA. NCBI's taxonomy places the organism in Eukaryota, Fungi, Basidiomycota, Agaricomycetes, Agaricales, Mycenaceae. The record is from the annotation of a GenBank genome assembly.
AUGAAGGAUCUGCCUGCACAGAUACCUAACUACUGCAUCCAGGAUGAACUCCCUGGUCAUACCGGCCCGAUUGUUGCCCUCAACGUUCGCAAGGACGCUGCUGUUGCUGGUGCACCCACAGUCUGGGACCUACAAACAAAACUCCAGAUCCCGGUGGUGUCCCCGGAUGCCGACAUUCGCGGCAUAACAACCACCUUCCUUUGGAUCAAACGUGACGACAACGUUAACGAGGCCCUGAUCUACGGAACACAACUGGGCUACAUCGUCUGUUGCCUUCUUGAGACCGAGUUCAAGGAGCUGUGGAACCGCCAGAUGCCUUCUGUGCCAGCAGAGGUCACCGGCUUGGCUUUUGAUCCCCCAACCAACCGCCUCGCAAUGUGCCAUCGCGGGGGCAGAGUGCAGCUGUCCACUUUGAAUAGGGUAAUGGCCGAAACCAAUCCCGUUGAUUUGCAAGUUGCGCAUUGUGUGCCCCGUGCUGUCGAGUUCGGCUCGAUGCACGGCGAUGAGCGCGAGCUCCUGGUCUUUGGGCUGUACUGUGGUCUAGUAUACAAAGUCCAUGGAACAAAAAUCUGUACCAGCGACAGAGCCUGGUCUCUGGGGUGCCGCAUCACUGAUGUUGCCCUCGAUGUUGCUGACAACAUUUUCGCCGUCAGCGAUCCCUAUUCGGGGGUCAAUGUGUACAGUCUUGUCCCCGGUGCUGGUUGGGACAUGCAGGUCAAGCUUCAUGUGCCCAGCCAAAAGUCUCGUCGUAUCCAGCAGAUGGGAUUUCUCGAGGGAAACCAGGUUGUUGUCAGCGGUAGCGACCACGGCAAACUCUUCAUCUACACUCGACGAGACCAGUUCCUGACGACGGUUGAUACUGGUUCAGACGAGUGGGUUCAAACUAUUACGACAGCAGAAGUCGCAGGCGUUCCGACUAUUUUCGCGGCGAAGUCGAGCGAGAUUAGCGGGAGGAACAACAUCCUCGUCAUUCAAAAGAGGCCCGCCGUUCCCAAGGUUCUAGUGAAGGUAGUCAUGGUAUUGAGAUCUGUCGUCUACGUCGUCGUUAUUCUUGCUGCUGUGGCGUAUGGCUACGAGAAGAUCUUUGGAGAGUGGUCGUUCGGAUUUGCUCUAGGAUCUCGCAUGUAG